CAGCCAAUAUUUUGAAUUGUAGAAGAAAAUCUAUUAUUUUUUAACUUAUUUUUACCAAACAAAAUCCAAGCUUGAUAGUAAAAAUGUAGAAAUACGUUUUUUGUUGCAGUAAUUCUAUUUCCGGUCCCGUCUCUCCUACACGCUUGACUCCGCCUCUUUCAUGCAAUUUAAAUGUAGUUCACAGGCGGUGCUCUGUAAGUCCACCGAAAACACCCUCCGUCACUGAAGAAGUCUGCGGUUACACCGGCCUCGGUUCUAUUCGGCUGGACUCGGAUCAGUUCGGUUUGGAUCAGCUUGGCCCCGGUCCAAAACAACAUGCAGGAUGUCGAGCAUGGAGACAGCAGCCGAACACGAGCGAAUUCUGCGGGAGAUAGAGAGCACCGACACAAACUGCAUUGGACCGACGCUGCGCUCGGUCUACGACGGUCAGGAACAUGGUCUGUUCAUGGACAAGCUGGACAUCCGCAUCAGGAACCACGACAGGGACAUCGAGAAGAUGUGUAACCACCAUUUCCAGGGCUUCGUGGACUCAAUCACUGAACUGCUGAAGGUCAGAGGAGAGGCUCAGAAGCUGAAGAGUCAGGUGACAGAGACAAACAGACGUCUGCAGGAAGAUGGAAAAGAGCUGCUCAGCUCUGUGGAGGAGUUAAAAAAGUGCCGAGUUCAGCAGAGAAACAUCUCCACCACCAUUGACAAACUGUCUCAUUGUUUGCCAGUUCUGCAGAUGUACAGUCGACUCCAGGAGCAGAUGAAAGCCAAAAGGUACUACCCAGCACUGAGGACCCUGGAGCAGCUGGAGCAGACCUGUCUUCCCAGAGCGGGCCAGUACCGAUUCUGCUCCAUAAUGGCUGAGAAUAUUCCCAAACUGAGGACACACAUCAGGGACACAGCUAUGACACAGCUCCGGGACUUCUUGGAGAGCAUCCGCAAACAUUCAGACAAGAUCGGAGAGAUGGCCAUCAAACAGGCGCAGAUGCAGCGCUCUCUAGACAUGUCCGUCUCCUCACAGCCUAGGCCUCUGAUUGGACGUCGAGGCAGAAAAGAGACGGGGAUGUCCACAGCAUCGAGGAUGGAAGCUGGAGGACACAGAGACAGUCUAACAUCAGAACAGGACUCUGGAAUUCUGGAUGUUGAGGUCGAAGAGGAGGAUGAAGUACCUGGAGCUCAGGAUCUGGUGGACUUCUCCCCUGUUUACCGCUGUCUGCACAUCUACACUGUUCUGGGUUUGCAUGAUGUGUUUGAGAACUACUACAGAAAACAGAGGAGGAAACAAGCUCGACUGGUGCUGCAGCCGCACUCUAACAUGCAUGAAACCUUAGAAGGAUACAGGCGGUACUUCAACCAGAUAGUAGGGUUCUUUGUGGUGGAAGAUCAUGUUCUUCACACCACGCAGGGUUUGGUCAACAGGGCCUACGUGGAGGAGUUGUGGGAGCUGGCUCUGUCCAAAAUUGUGGCUGCGCUCAGGACACAUUCUUCGUACUGUGAUGAUCCUGAUCUGGUGCUGGACCUGAAGAACCUCAUUGUCGUGUUUGCUGAUACACUGCAGGGUUAUGGUUUCCCUGUGUCCCAGCUUUUUGACAUGCUGCUAGAGAUCAGAGAACAGUAUGGAGAGAAGAGGUGGAACAUCACCUUCAGACAGGUGUUGGACCAGGAUAACUACAGUCCUAUCCCAGUGUCCACAGAACCAGAGUACAGACACUACACCUCCCAGUUUCCCCUGCAGGACCCUGAGCUGGAAAAGCUUCCCUUCCCUAAGAAGUUGCCUUUCUCUGAAUUUGUGCCCAAAGUCUACUGUCAGCUGAAGGAGUUCAUCUAUGCCUGUCUGAAGUAUUCUGAGGACCUGCAUCUCAGCUCCACAGAGGUGGAUGACAUGAUCCGUAAAUCCACCAACCUGCUGCUGACCAGGACUCUGAGUCACUGUCUACAUUAUGCCAUCAAGAAGAAGAACGUGGGCCUGGCUGAGCUGGUGCAGGUGAUCAUCAACACCACCCACCUGGAGCAAAGCUGUCAGUUUCUGGAGGAGUUCAUCUCCAACAUCACCAACGUUCCUGUGGACACUGUCAACGCCACCAAACUGUACGGAACGUCCACCUUCAAGGAUGCUCGACACGCAGCAGAGGCAGAAAUCUACACCAACCUCAAUGCUAAGAUUGACCAGUUCCUGCAGCUGGCUGAUUAUGAUUGGCUUUCACCUGUGCAAGGGGGCGGAGCUCUGGCUCCCAGUGACUACUUGGUGGAUCUGAUCACCUUCCUGAGGAGCACCUUCAGUGUCUUCACUAAUCUGCCUGGAACGUCUACUGAACACCCCACUCUGCCUGGUAAGGUGGCUCAGACGGCCUGUAUGUCGGCCUGUAAACACAUCUCUACGUCUCUGCUGCAGUUGCUCCUAGAUCCUGAAUUACGUCAGAUAUCGAUGGGCGCUCUGCACCAGCUCAACGCUGACAUCUCCGAGUGUGAGAGUUUUGCCAGAGCCGGCCCGGUCGCAGGCUUCCAGGGUGACACGUUGCUUCUGGCCUUCAGUGACUUGAGACAAGUCCCGGUGUUCUGGAAGGUUCCGGGGUCCUGGGACAGAGCCGAGACAGGAGUUCCCUCCAGGACACACAAACCGCACAAAAAUGCACGCGUAAACACACACACACGUGUGGAUGCAAACGGCAUCAAAAAAAUAAGAUUUAGCUGUGAAAGCGAAGGUGAGAGAAACAACAACGAUCUAAUUUUUAGUUUUAAUCUUGUUUUUAAUUUAAAGAUUAAACUGUUGAACAAACAUUAACGUUUUAAAUGAACUUCAACAAUAAUUCUACAUUUACUUUAGGAAUCGAUUUUUUUAUGUUUAAUAAAUAAAUGACUGACAUCUCUAUUUUUAUGAUUUAUUCUUUAAAAUGACAAAUUAUCAGACCAGAAAUAAUUAAAAAUCAAAGAUGAUUUAUAUUUUAUUUAUCAGAUCCACUUCAGAAAGCUAAAAACUGAUUUAUUUUACUGAAAAACAUUUAAAAACAUUUUCAUUGACUAUCUGAUAGACUGACUAUCUGUGAACUGAUUUAAUUCAAGAUUGUUCGAUAAUAAGAAUAAUCAAAAAAUAAAUGCCUGUCUUUUCGGAACAUCUCAAAAAAGUAUGAGUACAUUUUCAAGGUAAAUUAUUAAAUCCCAGGAACCACAUCUUCGCCGGUAGCGGCCUGUUAACAACAGCUCUGCUGUUAAUGCAAGAAUUAUCCAAAUUGGGAUCAAUAAAGGUAAAUUUUUUUAAUUACAAUUUAAAAAAAUAUAUAAUUUUAGAAUAAAUUAUUAAAAUAAAACAUAGAUAACUUUUGUAAGCUGAUCAAACUCUAACAUGAAUUUGCUGAACACCAGGAAUUUUUUUUCUUGCGAAAUUAUUGUUUUGUAAUUUUUAGAAAUUCAUUAUCACAGAGUUUGUUUGUUUUUUAAAUUUCAUUACCACUAAAUUCCACGGAAGGAUUAGAAACAAACUCCUAUGUUUGGUCUCAUGGUUGAAGUUUAUUGUUUUUCAUCCUCUAACUUAGCUUAAUUUUUAUGUUUACAUUUAGAUUUUGACGAUAAUUAUUGUUUUUAUUCUUAGAAAAAAAUUCAGUUACUUUUGACUUAAUGUAACCAGUGGUUUUAAAUUGUUUUAAAUCUACAGCAAAUUCAAAAGAACUGUGAAGCAGUUUUAUUCAUUAGAUUUAAAAUUAGUUUUUGAGAUAAAAGUGUGUGAGGGUCUGUCUGUCUGUGUGUGUGUGUGUGUGUGUGUGUGUUUCUCUGUAUCCCUUCUUCUAAAUUUAGAACAUUCAGGUGUCUGUGGUUCUAUUUUCAAACCACUGGCUGCAUAUGCGGUAUAAGUGUGUGUACUCGGGGAUGCAUGUUUGUGUGUGUGUGUGUGUGUAUGCUCAUAUUGUGGUGUGUGAUUUUUACUCCCGCUGCUUCACUUUAUUCUUCAUGUUCAUAUUUUUUUACUGUGUGUGUCUGUGUGUGUGAUGCUGCAGUCACUAACGGUUCUGUGGUUGAUCGUGGGGUGUGUUCCAUUCCCCUGGUCGGCCACAGUCAUUCACCGUCACACAUUCCAUCCAUCCAUGUCUUCCUUUUUCUUCUUUUUACAGCUUCACCUUCUUCGCAUCAUCUGCACUCCCCUGCUCCUUCCCAUUCUCCAAUUCAUCUUCACCUCCUCCUCCUCCACUGCCACAUCACAUUGGCCAAAUUAUUAGACAUUUUUUUGUUUGUGUUGCUUUAAUGGAGGAAUUUCAUCUCUACUCUGUGUGUAGAGUCUUGUGUGAUGUGUUUCCUGCAAGAGUUGAGUUUUUUUUUUUAUUAUUCUCUUUUUAUUAGUUUGUCUGGUCUCUCUUCAUCUCCAAGAAAUGUAGUGGAGGAGGAGAACUUAAGGAUGGGCGGAGGUGUGGAGGCAGAACAGACAAGCGGGUUUGCUUCUGUAGAUGUGUGAAACUGUGGAAGGAGAAGGAGAAUCAGUGAAAGAGUUCAGUCAGGUGAAAGUGAUACCACCACCAGGGUGGUCUCUCUCUGUUUCUCUCCCUCUCUCGUCAGGAGUCUGACACGUCCCUUCAUCCAUGUGACCGCUCACAGAAGGGUGGAUGAAUGGACGAGUGGAGACGGGGUGAAAAAGCGAGAUAAAGGCUGAAGGGAAGGAUGAGCAGCAGACGGACGUUUAAAUGAACGCCCGUCGAUCUAUUGGUACAGACAGCGAGUAGUGGAGAGACCAGUGGGGGAGAGAAGGGGAACUCGGUCUCCCACACCAUGGAGAAAAUUUGUAUUUACCACAUCGAGGCAGAAGUUUCAUCACUAAGUUUAGAUGUGUUUUUUGUGACUUUGCUGUUGUAUAGAUGUGUAGAUGUGGCCUCACCGACGCAGGAGGCAGCAGUGGACCGACGUCUUCUGUGUCUCUGUGAGCUAAGUGUUUUUCUCUGUGGACUCUGGUGUAGGGCAGUGAGUGGUUUAACGCCAGUUUCCUGGUGGAAAAGUCUUCUUCCUCUUUCUGUUGUGAUUUGUUGGCGUCGUCCAGCCUCAUGUCUGGGUCAGAAAAAUAAGGCUCAGUCACAAACAUGAGGGCAACAGCAGGUCAUUGGGAUAAGAAGCACUUAUCUCAUCACACACACCCAUCCACACACACACAUACACAUAUAUCCACCUGUCACCACUGUCUGAUUCCAAUUAGAGUCCCAGUUCUUUCCCUCUCUCUCUCCCUCUUUCUCUCUCUCUCUCGGCCUCUCCCUCACCUUCCUGUCCCCUCGUUGCUCCUGUUCUUAUCGCGGUGACAGCAGGUCAGAGUGUGGUCAGCCGCAGGAACAAUACUGCGAUCUGAUUGGACAGGAAUGGCCGAUUUCCCACCAAUGGUCAUGCGGCGGUCACAGGAAUUGGUGUUGCAUCCAUGUUAAGUGACGUUGACUGAAGACACACGCACAAAGCGGUACAAAUCAUCAGUCAGAACAGGACCAGUCCACAUGGCCCUCGACACAGUGCUCUGUGACCUUGUGUGGACCAGUUCACUGUUGUCUUAUCAGUCAGAGGGUCAUUCUCACUGAUGCUGCUGCUGCUGCUGCUGCUGCUGCUGGUCUCUGCCUGUGUGUGCCUGUGUCAGUGUGUCUUCCACAGGCUAACCUUAAAAACCCAGGAUGUUGUGUCAAGUGAAUUUGUUGAAGUUAUCACUAAUUCUUGUGCUUCUGAAACACAAUAACCAAUGGUUUUAUUUUAUUCACUCUAUUUAAAUUGUUUAAAUUGUGAGGCUGUUGUGACUUCUAACAGCUGAGUUUUGACCUCUGAUCAUGAGUUUGGCCUUUGGCCUUUAUUUGAAUUUCGUAAACAUCUGACUCACAGUGUGUUGUCAUCUCUGUUCUGCAGUAAUGUCCAGUUAGUCUCACUCUUUUGUCCUCCUAUUGCUCUUCUUUAACAUUUGCGCCAUCACUUUCUCUCUCCCCCCUUUCCCCUGCUGUCAUCCACCUCUUUAUAUUAUAUUUUAUCAUUUUCUAUUUCCUCUGUUUCUCCAUCUUUCUCCCUCUCUCCUCCCCCAGUCUGUGCACUGUCCCCUGACAGCUCAGACCUCAGUUUGAACCAGUGCUGAUCUUUUCUCCUUUACUUUUUUUGUUCUCUGUUGUUUUUUGUACAUAGUUUGUUUUAUUCCAGUAUUUUCCACCUUCCACUUCCACAAGUGUGUGACGUAGAUCAAAGUUUAAGUUUAACAAUCAGACACCAAAAAAUGUUGUUUGUUUGUGUGUGUGUGUGUGUGUGUGUGUGUGUGUGUGCAUGCAUGUGUGUGCGUGCAUUUGUGAUGCUAACAUGAUUGACAGGAGUGGG
Messenger RNA from Cynoglossus semilaevis (tongue sole), 6294 nucleotides. Its product is annotated as exocyst complex component 6B-like. The record is from RefSeq and is a predicted model, not a curated record. Gene Ontology annotation, biological process: intracellular protein transport; exocytosis; Golgi to plasma membrane transport. The transcript has 22 exons. Bases 323 to 2770 code for a protein of 815 amino acids. Gene Ontology annotation, cellular component: membrane; exocyst. NCBI's taxonomy places the organism in Eukaryota, Metazoa, Chordata, Actinopteri, Pleuronectiformes, Cynoglossidae.